This is a messenger RNA of Hyaloscypha bicolor E, 1709 nucleotides long. Its product is annotated as FMN-linked oxidoreductase. The record is from RefSeq and is a predicted model, not a curated record. The transcript has 2 exons. Gene Ontology annotation, molecular function: FMN binding; oxidoreductase activity. Bases 124 to 1341 code for a protein of 405 amino acids. NCBI's taxonomy places the organism in Eukaryota, Fungi, Ascomycota, Leotiomycetes, Helotiales, Hyaloscyphaceae.
AGUCAUUUUUAUUUCUAUGUAUAGAUUUUUUGUCUCUUUGAACAUUUCCCUUUUCAUUCUUUGCCUUCUUCACUCUCUCUUAUUCUGAUAUUCGUGUAAUUGUUAUCCUUUCCACCUGCAGCCAUGAGUUCAUUAACUCCCGCUCCUCGCGGAGGCUCCUCCGCCCUCUUCACCCCUCUCACCAUAGCAAACGGCAAAACAACACUCAACCACCGCAUAAUAAUGGCCCCCAUGACACGCAACCGCGGCAUCCCCCUCCCCCCAUCAGACCCCUCAACACCGACGCGAAUCUGGAUCCCCGACUCCCUAAUAGCAACUUACUACUCCCAACGCACCACCCCCGGCGGUCUCCAAAUAACCGAAAGCGCCCUCGUCUCUCCCUCCGCGGGUGCCAUGCCCGGCGUCCCCGGUCUCUGGCUCCCAGAACAAAUUGAAGGCUGGAAAUUGGUGACUUCCGCCGUUCACAAAAAAGGAGGAACAAUCUACGCACAGCUCUGCCACCACGGCCGUGUCGCCCUGCCGCAAUUCACGGGCCUGCCUGCCGUCUCUGCUUCCGCUACCCCUUGGUCCACCGAUGAGAAAUAUCCGUAUCCGCCACCGGGCGAGAGUUCGCGUGUUAUGUUGAAAGAGAUCCCGCCGCUUGAACUUUCCGAAGAGGGACUAAAGAACACGAUUGCGGAUUUCCUUACGGCGGCGAAGAAUGCAAUGGAAGCGGGCUUCGAUGGCGUGGAACUGCAUGCGGGAAAUGGAUACCUCCUCGAACAAUUCUUAGCUUCCGGUGUGAAUAAAAGGACGGAUAAGUACGGCGGAAGUGCAGAAAAUAGAUGUAGAUUUGUGGUUGAAGUUGUAGAGGAGGUGGGGAAGGCGAUUGGGAUUGAGAAUGUGGCUGUUAGGAUGAGUCCGUGGGGUGUGUAUAAUGAUAUCCAAGACGAUGAUCGGUUUGAGACGUGGGGUACGUUGUGUAGGGCGCUUGGGAAGCUGGGGGGGUUGAGUUAUGUGCAUUUUGUGGAGGCGAGAGAAGACGAAAAGCCGCUUUGGGAGAAGAGUUGGGGAGAAGGGAGGGAACUUGGGUUUGAGUGGGCGAGGGAAGGGCUGGGGAGUGUUCCGGUUUUUAGUGCUGGGGUUUGGGACGCGGACAGUGUGUGGGGAGCGGUGGAGACUGGGAAAGUGGAUGCGUGUGUGUUCGCUAGGUGGUUUGUUAGCAAUCUGGAUUUGGUUGAGAGAUUGAAACUUGGAAAGGAACUUACAAUGUAUAAUCGAGCGAAAUUUUAUGGUCCUACAAGUAAGAGGGAGGUGGGAUACACGGAUUACCUUACGUGGGGAGAGAGUGCGGGGAAGUAGAAUAAGUUACUUAGCUUCCCAAAAGACUCAAUCUGAUAGCGAACUCGAGAACCAACUUUGCCAUACAUUCAACAAUCUUUUGUAGACUUUCAAUAAUCGAAUCAAUGCUCAGGACUGCCUGCCAUGCCAUAUGCCCCAGCUAGCCUCCUUGUGCCGUCCUCGCCCGUUACCCUUGCUCGGGAAGACUGAGGAGGCGGCUGAGCUUGAGUGGACGUAUAGGCGCGUGUGAAAGCAAGAUGCUAUUCUGGCACAGAAUAUCUGAAUGGAAGGAAUACCGGGGAAGCGCGACGGAUGCGUAUGGUGGCUCGGUGGCGCCUAAGUUCGGACGGGUACCAAACUAGCAAUUGUGUUCGGAAUCGGAUCAUAGG